Messenger RNA from Aspergillus ruber CBS 135680, 1898 nucleotides. RefSeq names its product putative C4-dicarboxylate transporter/malic acid transport protein. Lineage: Eukaryota; Fungi; Ascomycota; Eurotiomycetes; Eurotiales; Aspergillaceae. The record is from RefSeq and is a predicted model, not a curated record. Gene Ontology annotation, molecular function: malate transmembrane transporter activity. The transcript is spliced from 4 exons. Bases 222 to 1691 code for a protein of 489 amino acids. Gene Ontology annotation, biological process: malate transmembrane transport. Gene Ontology annotation, cellular component: membrane.
GCCACUGCAUCUUUCAUCUGAUUUCUUUUAUCUUGCAAUGCAAAAUAUAAGAUCUUUGGUUCUGACUCGUCGAUUUCUGUCACCGCUACUAGUACUAUUGAUAUCCAUGUGCUAAAUUCAGGCCCGGAACCUUGUCACUGGGUUCCUUUUCUUGACGUGGAAUUGUCACUUUAAAGAAGAAUCUCCAUCACUAUGGAAUUAGGUCCCUUAAUGCCUCGACAAUGACAAUGAAAGACGUACUACAGCACCCACCUCCCAGACACUUGAGAAGUCGCGGGGAAGAGGGGUUCAGGACUCCGACACUUGAAGAUGCGGAGCACGACUUGUCGACAGGCGGCAGUGGAAACUUGUUAAGCGCACCAACAGCGCAGGCAUUGCGCGACGCCCAUACAUCGGCUUUGGAGUCAUUGCAAGGGUCGACGCCUCGAGUGAUCAACGGGACAGUCGUGAAGAAGGACAGCAAUAUCAAUGAUACCGAGUCGACCGAUCAUGCAAAGACCGACUCGUCAUCCAUCGUCGAUCUUAGCUGGAGAGAACGUAUCCGUCACUUCACCUGGGCCUAUUUCACAUUGACCAUGGCAACCGGGGGAAUUGCAAACGUCUUGUAUGCCGUUCCUUAUCGAUUCAGAGGCCUUGAGACGAUUGGUAUUAUCGUUUUUUUGUUCAACAUUGCACUGUAUCUUGCCAUAUGGGGUCUGCUCAUCGCUCGAUUUUACCUCUAUCCAUACACCUUCAAGGCGUCUUUUCUGCACCCGACGGAAUCCCUAUUUGUCCCUGCGUCCAUUGUCUCCUUUGGAACAAUCUUGAUCAAUGUCUCGCAAUAUGGUCCAGAGCAUACGGGCUAUUGGUUGGCCAAGGCCGCCGGCAUACUAUAUUGGAUUGACGCGAUUCUGGCUGUGAUAUUUUCAGCAGGGAUAUACCUUCUUUUGUGGUCGACGCAGACAUUCACAAUCGCCCAGAUGACUCCGAUUUGGAUCUUCCCAGCCUAUCCAAUGUUGAUAAUUGGACCACAUGCUGGCAUCCUGGGCAGUAAACUUGAGCCCUCUCGCUGUUUGCCCAUCAUCAUCGGUGGUAUAACUAUCCAAGGAGUUGGAUUCAUGGUCUCGUUGAUGGUGUAUUCAGCCUUUAUCUAUAGAUUGAUGUCGCAGAAGUUGCCCAAGGAAAACGUGCGGCCCGGUAUGUUCGUUUCUGUCGGUCCUAGCGCCUUCACUGUCUCGGGGAUUGUGAACAUGGCUUCUGGAAUGAAGCGAUGCUUCCCUGAUGAUUUUAUGGGAAAUGGGGCCCUUGCUGCUGAUGUUCUGAGGUUCGUCAUUAACUUUGGCGCAUUAUGGCUAUGGGGGCUGGCCAUCUUCUUUUUUUUUGUAGCAAGUUUUGCUCAUUGGUCGACAAUCGGACACGGUCGGAUCAAAUUCUCCAUGGCCUGGUUCUCUUUUGUGUUUCCCAACACUGCACUGGUAACCGCCACUUUUGCAAUUGGCAACGCAUUCUCAUGUAAACCGAUUUUGAUUGUCGGAUGUGUGAUGGUGUUCCCUCUCAUUUUUAUGUAUAUUUUCGUGUUCAGCAUGAUGAUUCGAGCAAUUACUUUGCACCAUAUCCUAUGGCCUCAGAAGGGCGAGGAUAAAGAUGAGGGUGGAUUCGAGAUGAACCGGGUGCAGCUUGAGAUUUCAAAUGUUCGAACAACGGAGGUUUGAUGUGAGACUAUGUACAAAUGGCUAUUUUCCUAAUUAGCGAAGACUUUCUCAAACCGUACAUACCUCGGCUUUCGCUCAGCAAACCAUGGAUAGUUCUUGACUGGGUCAGGGUACAGUGUGCCUCCAAUGUGCAAAUGAAGUGCCAAUAGUUCUGUUAGCAAGUUGCGGUAAAUAAGCAGUGUCCGUAUAUUUUGGUUAAGAGCAGAG